Anopheles marshallii is the source of this 2877-nucleotide messenger RNA. RefSeq names its product neurotrophin 1 (gene NT1). Lineage: Eukaryota; Metazoa; Arthropoda; Insecta; Diptera; Culicidae. The coding region runs from base 1 to 2877 and encodes 958 amino acids. Gene Ontology annotation, cellular component: extracellular region. Gene Ontology annotation, biological process: central nervous system formation; regulation of Toll signaling pathway; innate immune response. The record is from RefSeq and is a predicted model, not a curated record. The transcript has 5 exons. Gene Ontology annotation, molecular function: Toll binding; growth factor activity.
AUGCAAUCGCGCGUUAAGCUUACGCUAGUGGUAGUUGUCCUCUGGACACACGUUCUACUACUGCACUCCGGCGCACACGCAUCGACCGACUCCGGUUUGCCCGAUUUCGAGCUAGACGACGGUAAAGAUGAUGCGGACGAUGAGUACUACUACGUGAACGAUGGUAGCGAUCAGCAGAUGCAACCUUCGCACAAAAUUAUCAGCUACGCCAAACCACCGGCAACGGGCGACAGCCCAGUGCCCGUGCAGGUCGAUGCAUCCGAACCAUUUCUGAUGGAGGACGACGAUACCAGCUUCGAGGUGAUGGACGAUGUGGACUUUGUCGAGCAGGGCACGAUGGACUUCCAGCGAAAGGCGGAGCGUAUGAAGCGGAUCAUGCUGAAAGCGUUCGCCAACCGAGAGUUCCAGCGAAAGUUUGGUGAGGUGCUGCCAUUGCUGAAGGUGAUGUCGAAAACACAAAAGUCUACACUGGCAGCACUGAUCACGGCGCAGGUGAAUUCACGGGAAGGACACACGCUAUCGUUAGAGCAGGUCAAAUCGAUGUUCGGCAACCGGCCGGAGCUGAUUCUACCGCUCGUCUACGACAUUGCGAACAUGAUCCGUACCGUGGCGCAAAAGGAGAGUUUGCUGCACGAGCAACAACAGCAACGUGAGCGGCUAGAGGAGGUCGAUAAGGCAUUGGUCGAAGAUCAAGGCGUUCUGUCGAACCAUUUGCUGCGAAGGAGCUUUAGCAUUCGCUCCGAACCGCACGGGUUUCGCAUGAAGGAUGUGCCCGCGAUUGCUUCCGACCUUAAGGAUGAUCGGCUGAUGGUGGACGAACAGGAUGCAGCUAAAGUUCGCACGGUUUCAACGGACAGUAGUGCCGGAGAAGAGGCAGGACGAUCCGCCCGGAACGAACCUCUGCCAUUCUUCGAGAAGCUCGUACAAGCGUUGCCUCGCUUCAACGUACAACAGACACACGACAAACCGGACGAUCGGAUGACGUACCACGAGCGAAAGCUUAACAUGACCGCGUUCAACGCCACCGGUGCCCAGCGAGAUCAGCUAGCGAUGGCGUCCGAUGGUCCCAUCCCAGUCACCCUGCCGAAAGUUUCGCCCAAACAGUCGUCCGGGUCAGUAGGAAUAAAUGCGAUUACCAGCACACCGACCACUACUCGCCCCCCAGAGGUCAUCACCACCGUCACCGAGCACAGGCUCACUCUGGAGGAGAUCGAAGAUCUUGCCUUCGCCGGACUUAAUGGAACGGAAGUGGACGCGUACGGUACGGCGUCCGGUGCGACCACGACCGGGAACGGAACGUCCACCAGCGGGAGCCCAGUAGCGGAGAAGCUCGUCGGUGGCCGUCAGCGACCUCAGGGACUCCACACGCUACAACCGAGCGAAAAGUGCGAAUACUUCUCGGGCGGUGUUUGUAUCCGGGUCGACAACUAUCCCACUUCCGAGAUCUUGUACAGUAUUACACGCCACCGGCAUGCCAUUGGUGCCCUGCUGGCCGAGUACAUUGACAAGGCGAACGCCCAGGACCGCACCGUCUACGAGCCGGACGAGAUUGCCCAGGGAAUCAACACCAAGCUCAGAAAGCGAGAGGAUGACCCAUCCAAGUCCGGUGGCAGUAUGUGCCCCAGCAUCAUCCGGUACGCCCGACCGCAGAAGGCACGUUCGGCGACCGGUGAGUGGAAGUACAUCGUCAAUACGGGCGAACACACGCAGACGCUUCGAUUGGAAAAGUGCAGUACACCGCAAGACUCGUGCACCUAUCUGACGGACAACUUCCGGUCGCGUUGCGUGCAGAUCUACAAUUACCAUCGGCUGCUGAGCUGGGACGCUGCCCGUGGGCUCCAUGUGGACAUCUUUAAGGUGCCGACCUGUUGCUCGUGUCACAUCGACGGCUAUCGGGAGACGUUUCCUCCGCUAACAAGCUACAACGAUUUCAAGUCGAAGAUCCACGAGGACCCGAGCGAAUCGGCGUCGACACUGAUCCGCAACACGCACCACUACUCGACGCUCCAGUUCGAUCAAGUCGAUGAGGACGAGUCGGACGAUAACAUCGCGUACCAGUUCUCGAACGGGUUCCAGCGAGUGAAACCACCAAAGUACGAUGGUGGACCGUUGCACCUACCGGCGGUACCGCCACCUCCACCCCCACCACCAGGACCGGGCAAGACCCGGUUCGAUCGUCCACCGAAGCAUCCGGCCAUAUCGAAACCGAAGCAUCCGCACUUUAUCGCACCACCGACGCUCGACACAUAUCUGAGCCCACCGCCGAACGAUCUCGCCUACGGCAUACCCUUCAAACGAGGUCCACACUACACCACGGAGAAUGCUUUGAAGCGGGCGGGAAACGUUGGUGGUCCUAACCGGCGACCCCUACGCAAGACGUCCAAUGUACAGCAUGGAGAUCAAAGUAUCGCCGAAACGGACUCCCGGCUCAAUCAGGUUGCCGUGUUGCCGCCGUCCAAGCUAGAUCAAUUGCCCCAAACGCAGGCCCAAAACAUCAUCGAGAAGCAUCGCCGUCGGCAACAUACCACACCACAGCCACCACUCACAACGCUCCAACAGCAGCAGCAAACCCCCGUCAUCUUCCGCAUAUCGCAACACCCGGCAACACCUUCGAUCGCCAUCAACCCAACGGUACCACUGUCCACCAUGCCACAGACACAACCAGUACCGAGCACGGUCAGUACCAGCACGACCACGGUCACGUCGACGAACGGCCAUCAGCGUAUCAACUACAACUACCAUCCAAUAAUCGAUUUCUUCGAGGAGGAGGAAGUGCCGGACGUUACGCAGGAACAGAUAGACCGCAUCGGGCUAAACAGUCACACGUCGCUCAACAGCUGGAAGCCGGUAAUUACCGGGAGACCACGGUUUCAUUGA